Messenger RNA from Plasmodium knowlesi strain H, 3234 nucleotides. RefSeq names its product conserved Plasmodium protein, unknown function. Lineage: Eukaryota; Apicomplexa; Aconoidasida; Haemosporida; Plasmodiidae. The transcript has 4 exons. The record is from RefSeq and is a predicted model, not a curated record. Gene Ontology annotation, molecular function: protein binding. The coding region runs from base 1 to 3234 and encodes 1077 amino acids.
AUGAAUAGGGAAAAAAAAACAGAAGCUAAUACCUCCUUGAAUAAAAAAAAUUCGGAAGUACAAUUUUUUACGCCUAAGUCAAAUUUAGCCAAUGAGUGUGUUAGCAGAAACGUAGCAUUCCACAAUUUGCACAAAUAUGUCAACAGAAAUGUUAUAGAAGAUCAGCUGAAAAAACGAAAAGGAACUUCUAAAAGUUCUGCUCCUGCGGUAAAAAGAAAAAAUAUCCCCUCAAAGGGAAAGCACAGAGAGUGCUCUAUUUUAAAUUAUAUAACAGGAUUUAAGAAUACGAACAAUAUUUUCCUUAAGAACGCCAAUACGGAUGGUGAAAAAAGGAAAGGAUCUAUCCCUCCUGAAGACGGUACACUUAAAAAAAUAAAGGAAAAGAUAUCAGAUGUAAAAAAAAAUAAAAGUUCCAAAAAGAGAAUUUUUUCCGAAAGCUCAACAAACAUAUUGAGGUACUUUAAAAAUGUCAACGUAAAUAACAAAGAAAUAACGAAACUUACUACUCAAUGUGAUACAGAUAAAAAUGCACAAAAUAGUUUAGGUGAUAAGACGGUUACAGAUGCUAAGAGCAAAUUUUAUGCCCAAGGGAAUAGUGAAAAGCAUGCUGAUGUACAUAAAAAUAUUUAUUAUGGAGAAAAUAAUGUGCACUCAGAAGAGUGGGAGAACCGAAAAAGGGUUAGGAGUGUAAAUUACGAGAACAAAAUAUCAGACGAAGGGAAAAUGCAAUACGAAUAUGUUAAAAAUAAUGCCAACGUAGAGUGUAACUACGAGGAAGACUUGCAAAUUGCUUAUCUAUAUUGUAGGAAAUAUUUCCUAUACCGUAAAAUGGAAUUCCUCAGCAAGCAUUUGUUUUACCGUAAGAAAAGCAUAAAAAAUUUUGUUUUUCUAAUUGAAGCCCUAUUCCUAAGAAAAAAAUACAUAGAUUUGUUGGACAUGCUGAAACGUUACAGGCGUUUGUGGAUAUUUUCUUACAAAGGUGUAAAGACAAAGGGAACAGCGGAAAAAAAGAAGAAUGCGCGGAACAAAAUCCAAAUGAAGGAUAUAUCAACGAAGGGAAAUAAUUGUAAAUGUGGGAAAAAAUAUACUAAAUUGAUUUGCCAUAAAUACAGAAAAAGUACAAUUUCUAAGGUAUCUGUGCGAAAGGUUCCAACACCCCCUACAGGGGAAAUUAGCAACGUGGAGCAUAGUAACCUUUGCAAUAUUGAACACAGCCAAGUACACAAAUUUAAAAGAAAAAAAAAAGCACACACAAACAAAAUGUAUACCAUGGAAAUGCUCUGUAAACAUAAAAAUAAUUAUGAAGUAAAUAACACCACUGGAAACAUCAGAAAUGGUGGAAAAGAAUAUAAAAGGAAAAAUUGCAAUAAAAUAUACUGCAUAUGCUAUGUCGCCUUUGUAAAAAUCAUGUCACUCAUCAAAAUGCAAAAUCAAAACUGCUUAAACAAAUGCGUGAAUUUUAUAAAAAAAAUAAGUAAAAAAUGUUUGCUAAAUAAGAAUGGCCAUUAUUUAACCCAUGGAGUUAUUCACGUGUACGAAUUAGCAGGUUUAUAUAAUUACUCUCUGAAGUAUUCAAUUCUCCUAUUCUUGAAGUUCCCUGUGUAUCCCCAAAUUAUUCUGAAGCUCUUCAGUUUUUCCAUUCUAAGCUUAAAAGAUGGAAUUUAUUUAAUUUUACUAGCCAAGUAUUGUAAGUGCAUUUCCUGGAUGAAAUAUUUCCUCCUCUUCAUUUUGUACUCGGUGAAUUACCAAUUUCGAAAUAAGAAGACCGUUAGUAAUUUUCUCUUCCUCCUUGGUCGUGUCACAAAGGGGAAAAAAAAGAUUGCCAGAAGGUGGAAAGCAAACAAUGUGGCAAUAAAAAGUGUCCACAACGAAAUGGGAGAAAAAAUAAAAAACAAGAAGUGCAUGCCUAGUAGAAAAAAUUCCAUGGAGGGGAUUGGCCAACUUACUUAUGACAGCGAAAGGAACGAUAGAGAUAAAUGUACCGAAUGGAUCGAAUACGGAGAGAGUGAAAAAAGAAAAUACGUUAACAUUUCACAAUAUUUAGAAAAACACUCGAUUAAGAAAAACAUGCACAAACAUAACCGGAACAACAAUGCACACAUUUGCACAAAAAUCACAUUGUACAACUCAUUAUACAGUAAGGUCACAUUGUACGAUACGUAUGUAUACAUUGCGAAAAAUAAAUUUUCAGAUUAUUUUCCAAAAUUUUUCCUAUAUUCCAAAUUACACAUAAUAAUAAAUAUCAAAAGGAGUUUUCAUGAACAGAAUUUUCCGAUGUGUUAUAGUUUAUGUAAAAUAUUAUUGAUGGAUCACAUGUAUGACCCAUCAGUAGUAGCUUUUUUUGUUAACUCUGCUUAUUUAUUGAAAAAAGUUAGCGCUAUAAAACGUUUGGCUCAAGAACUAAAAACAAGAAAUAGAAGAAUUUAUUUUCUCUUUUGUAAUGCAGCUUUGUUGUUACAUUUUAAGCAAAUCGAACGAGCUAUUCAAAUAUAUAAAUAUAUUGUGGACUCCUAUCAGAACAUUUUUUCUGAUCUCUAUUUUUAUUCCUUGUUUAAUUUAAUAUAUGCCCUACAAUUAACACAAAAAGCGCAUCAAAUUGUUAUUUUUUGUAAAAAUUUAAAUAAAUUAUUUUUUAAUAAUAUACAUUCCUAUAUAUUACUAUCAUACUACUAUCUUGUAAAUGACAUCCCCACCAAGUGUUACGCCUCCCUUAGGAAAGCUCAUCACAUAUAUCGAUAUCACCCUGAUACGUUUUAUCUUCUUUCUAUGCUCGCGCUACAGGCUAAAAGGUACGAAGAAUACUGCGCCUUUAGCGAACUAGCUCUUUUUUUCAGCUUAAGAAACCGAAAUCUCAGAAACUAUGUUUUUUCCAACAUUUAUGAGAAGCAGCAUGAGCACGUUCCCUCUUAUUUGUUAAGCUACCACUUGGAGAUAAUUGAUUCCAGCAAAAGUACAACUUUGCGCAUCAUCAAUUUAAUAUCCCUCCUGAAUUACGUUUACUUUGAAGGGUUAAUGAAAUCUUACAUUAUACUUCACUUUUGUUCGGCGAAAAGGUCCGAUGUAAACUAUCUCAUGCUAAGUAAAAAUCUGGGCAUCAUGGCUGCACAGUUUUUCCCAAACAAUUUAAGCCUAUUAUAUAUUUUGAAAUAUAUCGGUGACGCUAGACGAAGCGAGAAGAAGAAGGAAAAAAAAAAAAAAAGUCCGAAUUUUACAUUAAUGACCCUUUCUCGGUGA